Prunus armeniaca (apricot) is the source of this 393-nucleotide messenger RNA. NCBI's taxonomy places the organism in Eukaryota, Viridiplantae, Streptophyta, Magnoliopsida, Rosales, Rosaceae. The record is from the annotation of a GenBank genome assembly.
AUGCCAGACGUAGACCUACCAUCGGCUGUGGACCCCACUCACCACCUUCCUCUCCAAUUCCUUCCAUCCGACCCAACUCCUCCCGCCCCGACCCGAUCCGAUCCACCCGGAUGCACCCUCGACUGGCUGCCGGACUUUCUAGACCUCUCAUGGGUCGCCUACGGAGCCUCCUCGCUCCUAGUGAUCUCCCACUUCCCCUCCCCACUCUCCGACGCCGAAACUGUAAUAGGACCCAUUUUCCGUCAAAUCUUCGAGCUCUCCGGCGACCCCUCGUCGGCAGUCGAAGCCGUCUCUUGGUCCCCGUCCACGCCCUCGAUCGGUGAGCUAGCUGCCGCGGCUGAGAAUUGCGUUUGGGUGUUCUCGCAUGAUUCGGCCAGGUCCAAAGGUGCGUGA